Molecule: messenger RNA, 1701 nt
Organism: Micropterus dolomieu (smallmouth bass)
Lineage: Eukaryota; Metazoa; Chordata; Actinopteri; Centrarchiformes; Centrarchidae
Product: protein CEBPZOS-like
Exons: 4
Coding region: 164-409 (81 amino acids)
Source: RefSeq, a predicted model, not a curated record
CCCCGAGCCUCCGUACUCAGGAAGCAGCAGCCUGUUAGCUGUGCUGCUGUUAGCUUGUACAGCACAAGGGCAGAGGCUCUUUGGAGUUAUUUCUAACAAGUUUUACUGUUUAAUUUUAUUUAUACAGACUCAUUCAGUUGUUUUCUCUGCCGCGAACCUGAAGAUGCCUCCCAAACCUCUGGAACCUCUGGCCAAGAGACUCAUGAAGGGAGUGAUCGCGCUGGAGCUGCUGGGCGUCUUCGGGGUGUACGGUCUGUUUCACACGAUGAACAACAGUCAAGAUUUCAGGAACACCAUGAAGAGGAGGUUCCCGUCAGUGCUAGAAGUUUACUACCAGUCCAACGAGUGGGCGGGGGUCCACGGCAUCCGAGAGAGAGACCACGAAGCCUGGUCGGCCAAACAGGACUGAGGGCGUCAAGUCGGGUUAAAAAACAACAACAAACACACAGCGGCUCCUACUUCUUCCUCUUCUUGUUGCCGAACGUCUUGCCUCCCGCCUUGGCUCGGCCGAACACCUUCUUCCUGUUGAAUGUGGCCUUCUUCCUGCGCAGUGUCUUGGCGUCGCGGCCGUGGACCCAGUCGUCGCGCUGAGCCUCCCACUUCAACUGCUUCUGGCCUGCGGGGACGAACAGGAAGUGUUAGAAAAGACAAGCAGAGGACGUCAACAUCAGUGCCUCCGACCUGUUCCUCUAGCCCCGCCUCUGGAUUUAUGGAUCUGAUGUGAGCCCACAGUGAGAAGUGAUUCAAAUGAGAAGGCUGGUGUUAUUGAAUGAUUUUCUUACUGUCAACAAAUCCCAUGAAAAGACCAAAACCAUGAACAUGUUAGUCCGUCUCUCAAGACUUCCUGUCUGUGACUCUGUUUCAAGCCUCCUCAGUAAUUUCAUAAAACAGCUGCUCACUGUAGUUUUUAACAAAUGUUACUCAAACAGCAGGAAAUGGUGCCUUUACUGGGGACUAUUUUCAGCGGCGGUUGAAUCCACAUGUGGUUCUCUAGUGUGUGUUUGGUGCAGCAGGACGGCGUAUGUGGGACUGAGUCAGAAUAAACUAUAGUGUGUGUGUUCGUGGCGAUGAGGGAACAUGUGACCCCGUGCAGCAGUGAGGCUCACUGAUGGGUUUAAUAGUUUCUAUAUGUUGGUUCGUCUUUUCAUGGAAUUUGUUGAUAACUGAAAGUAUAUUGAAUAUCACUAGACUCAUCUUAGAUUUAUCUACAGAGAAGCACCAGUAUUUGACCCUAACCUCUGUCUUAUUCUCAUAUUUUACUCGCCAUCUCUGUUGUUGAUGUUCUGGGAAACAUGGACUUUAACAAGAUAUAACGUUAAAUAGAACAAAAAUUUUAAAUGUCAAACCAUUUAUUAAAUUAAUUGGUUCUUAUAAAUGCUAAUUUAAAGUAGUCAUGGUCAGAUCGUCUUCAAGUCAGACUCAAAGCGUUUUAGAGGAUUAGUCUUUAAACUGUGUUUUUGUGGGAUAUUUGUGCUGCUUGUUUCCCAAAGCUGCAGAGUAAAAAUGUUAUGAUGACCAAUAAAUUAAUUCUCUCUUCAAGUAUAAAUCCACAAAGACUUUCUAAACGAGGCUCCUGGGCUGUGAGAAGUAGUUUAUUUAUAAAAAUGUGUCUGUUUGAAGCUGACUUUUGUCUCUGUGGAGAAGUUUUAUUAAACCUGGCUGGUAUCCAGCAAACGGAAUAAAAAACCUUCCUGUUGAUUC